Acaulospora colombiana is the source of this 3108-nucleotide messenger RNA. The record is from the annotation of a GenBank genome assembly. Lineage: Eukaryota; Fungi; Glomeromycota; Glomeromycetes; Diversisporales; Acaulosporaceae.
AUGUCUUCUUUCUCCUCGGGGUCUCCUUAUGCAAAGCGCAAACCGGUUCCCGAUUCUCCCGACUCUGUCCCAUCAAAAAAUAGUAGCAAGGCAACAACUGAUUUAGGGAGUUAUGCGAAUCAAGUUCCAAGGGCACCCGCAAAAUCACCGCUAAGAAAUUCGGGAGCUGGUACUCCAACUGGUGCAGUUAGUGGGUCGGCACAAACUACCAACUUACAACCUGUCAUGAGCACAAUGCAAAUUUCCAAUUCUCUUUCACAUCUUUCGGCGGCGGACUCAUCCUCAUUAAAUUCGUCAUACGAAUAUGGCUUAUCGUCUUCUGGAAAAAAAGAUUAUGGAGAAUUGGAUAUUAAUUACAAGGCAACCUCGUCGAGCGCAACUGGAUUUACACCGGUUGACAAUACAUCCUCACCACCGAUAUCACCAAAGAUUAAGUUACCUUCGCUGGCGAUCGCGAACGAUUUGCUGGCUUCUUCUGAAGCAAUGCUCGCUUCUGUCACCGCGCCAAAAUCGCCACCUGGAACUUCUUUUUUGGACACCACAGAUGACAUGCUGAUGCAGCUAUUGAUUUCUCAGGCGAUAAUCGAUUCAAGGGAUUUUAACGUCUUAACUUUGGAGGAAGUUGAGGAACUAAAAAAGGAUCAUUCCUUACUGACGACACGUAUUUCAGCUCUCACAUCAAAAUUGUCGCUUGAAUCGAAAAUCCGAGAAGCCGCUAGCUCACUUGCUCGACUUCAUUCCUCGAAUAAAAGAUUGUCUAGACAAGCGACCGAUCAUCUUUCGCAGGCCAACAGAAAAGUUGAUCAAGUCGCCACCGAGCUCUGGAAGUUGACGCAAAGAGCCGGCGAAGUUCAGAGGAAAUUGUUACAACAUAUGGCCGGAAUUCUUAGCAUAGGGUUUCGCAAGUUAGAAGAGAAACAGAACCAACCAGCACCGCAGAAUCCCGUCAAUCAAUUAUGGGGAGGUGGCAAUGGAAUUGAUCACUUAUUCAACGAAAUCAUGGGAGUAGAUUCCAGGGGUUCGGAUGCAGCACUGUCAGAUAAAGUUUCGAAUUUAGAGAAUUCCAUUCAAAAUUUGCAUCAAACACUUGCUGAAGCCAGGAUGGCAUUAAAAAGAAAAGAUAAAGAGAUCGAGGAAUUAAAACAAAAGGCUGACGACACAGCAACAGAGUCAAGGGAGAGAACUAUUGCUGAGCUGAGGACCGAGUUAGAAGAAGUUGCAAGUCGGUUAGACAUAGUGCUCCGAAAGCAUAAGGCAGGAAAUCGAAAAAAUAGUGCAACUUCCGAGAACGAAGAUUCCGAUGAGUCCGAUUCAGGUGGAUCAACCUAUCGGUUGUCAACGAUGACCACAGCGACGCAACAUUUACAAAAGGAGCAAUAUAAAAACAUAUCGGAUAACAUGAGUGCACUGGAGAAAGCCUUAGAAGAGUACAUGUUCCACAUAUAUAAAUUAGAACAAGAAUUGAAUUCCAUCAAAAGCAAUUCUGACGGCGAACCAAAGUCACAACAGAAUGAGUUGCAGGAGGCGUUAGGAGAUUUGCAACGUGCAAAAGAAGAAUCAGAAUCUGAUAAGCAGAAAAUCGAAGAGAUGACGAACGAAUUGUCGGAAUUGCGAACGAAAGUGCAAGAUCUGGAGACAAAAAUCAAAGAUGUGGAGCCAAAGACUUCUGGCAGAGGGGUGGUCCAAAAUAAAAUGAAUGAUAUCAACAUGGAGUUAAAAUUGAAAAAGUUGACACGAGAGCAUGAUGAAUUAGUCGAUUCGCUUAGGUUGGUGCACAUGAAGCUUCCUGACGAACGAAAUCCCGGAGGUAGUUUCAGAAAACCUAAGUUUACGGUUGAAUUAUUCCUAUCUCGAGUAAAGAAUCUGGGGGAAGAGAAUAGAGAAUAUGUAGAGCAGAUAUCGUCAUUGGAGUCACGAUUGCAGAGUGCGCAAAAAGAGCAAGUGGGCGAAUCAAGUCAAGGUGAUUUAAAGGCUGAAUUGGAAUCCACGCGUAAUGAACUCGAAGAAACAAAGUUAAAAUUGUUAGACUUGGAGUCCAAAGCUGCUAGCGCCUUGUCCAACGUGGAAACCAGUAACGCGAAAGGUUCCGAAUUGUUGAAAGAAUUGGACAAGGUGAGAGAGGAAUUGAUGGUAGCGAAGGAGAACAUAAGAAAAUAUGAAGCUAUACUUAAACGGCAGUCGGUUGUGCAGGUGGUGGACAAUGGCGUCUCAAUAAAGGAGGAAUUUCAGCAACAAUUGGCUGCACAGGAGCAAGAGUAUGAGGCACAAAUUAAGGAAAGAGAUUUCACCAUCACAAAGUUGAGAAAUGAUUUGCGGGGUGUUACCACCGAAAAGGAAAAUGCUUCGCAGAUGAUCACAGAUUUGGAGAACAUGCUGAAAUCAAAAUCGAGGACUUUGGAUCAGAGGGAAGUUACAAUAAAUAAAUUGGAGGGAGAAAUUGAAACGCAUAAGGUAAAGCUCGCGGAGUUGAAGGCUACGACAAAUUUGGUAUCCUCGAGAAUAAAUAAAUUUGGUGAUGACGCGUCUUCAGAUGGCAGAGAUGAGGGGCUCAGGUCGCAAGUAAAUGAAACGAACGAAGAGAUACAGCGUCUACGGUCCUUAAAUGAAAAUCUUGAAUUACAGGUGAAAAAACUUAAGGAAUCCUUAGCCGAAGCACAGAAACAAUUUUCAAUGCGUGAAGAAUCGAUGGAGAAACGUUCCGAGAUUAUGCAAAAUGAAUUGGAUGGGAUUCUCAGGGAGUUUGACAGGUUGACAAAGAACUUUAUCGAUUUCGAUACCGAAAGACAAAAGUUACAGGCUCACAUAGACGAAUUACAAUUGAAAUGUGAGAAGCUCGAGAAUGAAUUAGCGGACGAAAAGAUCAAGCACCUGGGGAUGGAUACCGCCAAUUCCGAGCCUACUACCACCGUCACGUUAAGGAAGGAAUUCCGAAAGAUGAUGGCGGAUUUGAGGAGUGAUAAUCAGAAAUUGUUGCAUCGUGAGAUAGAUGAAAAAAAGAAGUUGGAGGCCGCCGUGAGGAACCUUAAACGUGAGAGGGAGGCUGAAAAAUGGGAGAGAGUUAACAAAGGCACUCAAACUAGAUUUGUGAUUAGCGUUGGAUCCGGAUAA